UGAGGGAAUUGACAAUAAGCCAUUCCCCAUUUAUCAUUAAUCAUGAUUUUUUUAAAUAAAAAAUGCUUUAAACUAGUUGAUCUCGUCAGUUUAGAUAUUGGAACUGAGGAAUGAUACUUAUAGUUUUAAUUGAUAAAAAUGGCAACAAUCAUGGAAUUCAUUUUAUCUGUUUUGCUGUUAUCUGCGACUGUGCGUUCGGAAGAACCAGCUUGGUAUACUUCAGGUGAUAACGUUGCACCGGGAAAACCUGCAAGCCAAAUUCCGGGUACACAUGGGGAUAAAAAAAGUAUCAUCUGCGGAUAAUGAAAACCUCCAGCAUAGUGUUCCAUGCGCUAACUUAAACUUUCAGCAACAUGGUGGAUAUGGGGUUUUUUGGGACACAAUACUCCGGAGCUCUUACUUUAUAUCAGGAAUUAGAAUAUAUCCCAAAGACAACGCAGCUCGUGAAAGGCUAUACGGAUUGACGAUUUUUACGUAUUUUCAAGAUUGGACAAUUGUGUUUGCAGACAAUGAAACGCACCUUUCGCGGUGCACAGACUAUCAUGAACGAAAGGACAAACCGCUGGUAUGUCAAAAUAUAAUAGAUGUCGCAUUGGAACCUCCUGUUCAAGCUGACGUUGUCAGACUGAGGUCGAAACAUAACGUGACCCUCUGUGAGGUAGAAAUCAUAGCAGUUCAAAACCAUUCGGAAGUGCAAUCAUUCCACAUUGUGACGAUGGUUAUUAUCUUCGCGCAAAUGGAUCAAGACAUUGUUUGGUGAACGAGACAUGGUCAGGUAACGACCCAGAGUGUAAACCUAUCAUAUGUCAUCAACGUCCGCAAAGCCCUUUCAAUGGAUAUUUCAUCCCAAUACAACAACAACUCAUCCAACAUCCAUUCCAGUAUGGUUUUACAUUUGUCCCUCAGUGUGAAACAGGUUUCAAGCUUGUGUAUGGGAGUAAUAUAACGUGUUCUGAAUUAACUUCUGGACUGGGGGUACAGCCAGAUGUGAAAGAGUAUUUUGCGCCGUGACGGCACACGAAAAUGGAUUCUAUACAGAUGGUCAGCAGAUAUAUUUAAGAAAAACAAUAAACUACGCUUUAUUCCUCAGCCCAAUAUGCAAUAAAGGAUACCAUCUAAGCAACAGUGAUGAUCGCGCGUGCCAAGAAAAUGGCGAACUAACUGGAGUUAGCCCUUUGUGUGAAAUGGUUCGAUGCAACUCGUUCGCACCUCUUUCAAACGGAACACUGAGGUACCAAAAUAACACAUUGAUAUCAAAUAAAGCAUUUGACUAUAAAACAAGUGUAUUAUCAGUUUGUGAUAAAGGUUUCGAACUUCGUGGUUUUGCUGAAUGCAAGUGCCUUGUGAAUGGAUCUUGGUCAGGCAUUUCACCAAUUUGUGAAAACAUCCGUUUCAAAAAUCUAACUAUUAUUAAAGAUUUAUAUCAACAAAACAGAAAAGAAAUCAUUUUUGGAGACGAAAUUGUUGCUGUAUACAACAGCGAACAUUUCCAUCUGGUGAAUGGUUCUUUACACAUGAUUUGUGCAGCCGACGGCAGCCUUAGAUGGGCUACACAACCACCAUUCCUCGCUUCUAUAUGUAAAGUGCAAAAGAACGGGAAGUUUCGGGCAAACACGAGAGAUUGCCUCGUCGACGAUAAGUGUGAAGUAGGAGAAACGAUAACGUUUGAAUGUAGAGAAGACUUUCAAAUGAUGCAAAUAAAUGCAACCUGCCUUUCUAAUCACAGAUGGAGUUCUGCGCCCAUUUGCACACCACUGUCUCAAUUCAAAUCAACUGGAGCUUUAAUAGGCGGAUCGGCAGCAGUUGGUGUGGUUGUAAUCGCGAGUGUGAUAGCUCUUCUGUUUUUCCUGUACAAAAGGAGGUUGCAUAAAAGCAAAUCGAAAACCCUAUACGAAAAACCAGACGAACCAAAGGAAGACUUGCAUGUUUAUUCAGAAAUCAAUGAAACACACAAGACUGAUCGAAAAAAAGGUGAAGUCCCUGAGCUGUCCAGAUCAGACAGCUAGCUAACACCUGUGGCCACUGAUGACAACUUUUAUGAGAGUGUGUUUGCAUACGAGUCAAUCGAAUGACUAAAAAACAUAAAUUGGAUCUACCUUCUACUUAGUGCAAAACAUUCUCAUAUAUAUAUCACUUACGACUUUUUUCAGCUAGGCUUAGCAUGAGCGGUCCUAGCAUCAUUUUCAGUCAGUUACACAUUCAGCUAUAUAUUUGACUUGUGUUUUAUCUAACUUAUAAAGCAUUCAAUGCCUUAGACAACAAACCAAUUAAAAUCAAAUUAAAG
This is a messenger RNA of Mya arenaria, 2284 nucleotides long. RefSeq names its product E-selectin-like. The transcript is spliced from 8 exons. Lineage: Eukaryota; Metazoa; Mollusca; Bivalvia; Myida; Myidae. The coding region runs from base 1185 to 2006 and encodes 273 amino acids. The record is from RefSeq and is a predicted model, not a curated record.